Molecule: messenger RNA, 927 nt
Organism: Didymodactylos carnosus
Lineage: Eukaryota; Metazoa; Rotifera; Eurotatoria; Philodinida; Philodinidae
Source: the annotation of a GenBank genome assembly
AUGUGUCGUCCCAAUUUUCUUAUCAUCGUUGCUGAUGAUCUUGGCUAUUCAGACGCUUCACCAUACGGAUCCGAAAUAUCCACACCCCACCUCGAAUCCCUCGCUUCUGAUGGCGGGACUCUUUUUACCGAUUUUCACACGGCUUCAGCAUGUUCUCCCACACGUUCGAUGUUGUUCAGUGGAACCGAUCAUCAUCUGGCUGGUGUUGGGCAAAUGCUUGAAGUUAUGCAACUAUAUCAAGGAAUUUGGGACGGAAAACAAGGAUAUGAGGGAUAUUUGAACGAUCGGGUUGCCGCUCUUCCCGAGAUCCUCAGGGACCUAGGUGGCUAUCGAACGAUGAUGGCUGGAAAAUGGCAUUUAGGGUUGACAAAGGAGCGAUUUCCGUCGAAGCGAGAUUUCGAAAAGAGUUUUGCGCUGCUACCAGGCGCCGGCAGUCAUUUCAACUAUGAACCUGGAACAGCAGAACAACCAGUGAUCGACUUUAUGCCUCCGCUGUAUGCACGAGAUGAUGAAUUUGUUAAUCAUACAACUCUGCCGGAUGACUACUAUUCAUCAGAUUAUUUCACGUCGGAAUUGAUUCGAUUUCUCGACGAAGAUGAUGAACGCCCGUUCUUCGCCUAUCUUGCUUUUACUGCUCCGCAUUGGCCUUUGCAAGCGCCGAAAGAGUUGAUCAAGAAGUACAAAGGACGAUACGAUGCAGGGCCAGAUGCGUUGCGUGCAGCCCGGCUUGAAAGCCAACGUCGGUUGGACUUGCUCUCUCCCGAUGUCGUCCUCGCAACGGUGUCAACAGAUCAGAAGUCGUGGACCUUGAUGUCGGACGAAGAGCGGGCAUUCUCGGCUAAAACAAUGGAAAUCUAUGAAGCCAUGGUUGAACGAUUGGAUUACAAUGUCGGUCGACUAUCUCCGUCGGACGAAUCAAUUCGAUAA